AUGAAAGAGAAAACACGACCAUCACCUGGAAAAUCUAUCAGUCCGAGAGGUAGCAGAGACAGACAGUUGAAGCUAAAAGAGAAGAGAACUGUCCUUUACUUUGACGAAAGUGAUAACAUUCAGCCAAGAAACUUAUCUAACAAUUAUAACACGUUCCGAGCAAAACUUGACACUAAGACAGUAGAUCCAACAAGCUACUCGGUUAGGAUCUCUCAAGAUAGUGAAGAUUCUAAAAGUAGGGAGAUGAGUGAGGCAGCUGUUUGCAAUGGAUAUGAUCAACAGGAGACUAUCUCAAAAACAGAAACUACGAUCACUCCAAGCUUGUCAAGUUCAAGGGCAAAAACAUGGUCUGAGGAGCAAGAGCAUGUUUCUCCGGAGCAUGCUAGUCGAUUUGACGAGGGUGAUACGAAGAAUAACAAGACAAAAGAGCUUGAGGUGUUGAGCAGUCCACUGGACCAUGAGGAAGCAGAUAUAGUGGAAUGUAUCUCCGCAAAAUCUAGCAGAAUGACAUUGUCUGAUGGAAGAUUCAACGAUAAAACACGAUCCUUCGAUGAAGAAAGCACUUCAUCUAAUUCACACGAGUGUAGAGAAGUUGCUAUUGACUUCUUGUCAACUGAAAGCGAUGGUUCACUUCUACACAAACACGAGUUAGAAAAGAAAGCAACCGCAGUUUAUGACACCAAACAGGAUAAGAAAGACUCUCUUCGAGCACUGGAUGAUAAGGUUUCACAGCUCAAGUCACUAGCUGCAUUAGCUAAUAAGGAGGACAAAGACGACUGGGGUAAUGCUACUGAACAAAGAGCUGAAGCUUUAGAGUCUCUUUUGGGGGUUUGUGCGCGACUACUUAAGCAGGAAAAAAUAGAUGAGCUUGCUGGUGUUCUGAAACCAUUCGGGGAUGAUGGAAUGUCGUCUAGAGAAAUAGUAAUCUGGUUGACAAAAAGUCUCAUGACUGCACAAAAGUUGUCCAAGGGGUCGUGA
Molecule: messenger RNA, 978 nt
Organism: Capsicum annuum
Lineage: Eukaryota; Viridiplantae; Streptophyta; Magnoliopsida; Solanales; Solanaceae
Product: serine/threonine-protein kinase Nek7-like
Exons: 2
Coding region: 1-978 (325 amino acids)
Source: RefSeq, a predicted model, not a curated record